Solanum verrucosum is the source of this 936-nucleotide messenger RNA. RefSeq lists its product as uncharacterized. Lineage: Eukaryota; Viridiplantae; Streptophyta; Magnoliopsida; Solanales; Solanaceae. The record is from RefSeq and is a predicted model, not a curated record. The coding region runs from base 1 to 936 and encodes 311 amino acids. The transcript has 3 exons.
AUGGAUUCCGAAAAUAGUUUUUCACGAAUGGCUCCUCCUAUUUUUGAUGGUGAGAAUUAUCAACUAUGGGCUGUAAGAAUGGAGACCUACUUGGAGGCUCUUGAUCUUUGGAAAGCCGUGGAAGAGAAUUAUGAAAUUAAUCCGCUGCCAAAUAAUUCCACCGUGGCCCAGAUCAAGAGUCACAAGGAAAAGAAAAUCAUUAAGUCGAAGGCAAAAACAACUUUGUUUGCUGCUAUUUCGAUAACUGUUUUCACGAAAAUUAUGACUCUCACAUCACCAAAACAUAUUUGGAAUUAUCUGAAGAAAGAAUAUGUUGGGGAUGAAAGAAUACGAGGAAUGAAGGUAUUAAAUUUAAUGAGGGAAUUCGAAUUGCAGAGAAUGAAAGAGUCAGAAACAGUUAAGGAAUAUUCUGACAGAUUGCUUGGUAUUGUCAACAAGGCUCAGGAACAAAGGAGACUUAUGAGUCAAGAUGACAUGGUUGAAGGAGCAUUAGUAGCCAGCCACAAAACUCAAAGCAAGGUGCAAGAACUGAAACAACUUGCUCAAAAAGCUGUGAUUUGCAAAAACAAAUUUCAAAAAGAUGAAACAAUUGCCCAAGUCACUACUGAAGAAGAAGAAGACCACUUAUUUGUGGCAACUUGUUUUUCAACCAAAAAAUUUGACUUUUGGAUGAUUGAUAGUGAUUGUACAAACCACAUGACAUAUGAAAGAAAUCCUUUUAAAGAGUUCAUUCCUAUGGAAAAUAAGAAAGUCAGAAUUGGAAAUGGUGAUUGUAAUCCUGCAAAAGGAAAAUGGUCUGUUUCAAUUAAAACAAAUUUAGGUACAAAAAUAAUUUCAGAUGUUCUUUGUGUGCCUGAUAUUGAUAAAAGUUUGUUUAGUGUUGGUCAGUUAAUAGAAAAAGGAUUUAAAUUAUUAUUUGGAGACAAAUAUUGUUGA